AUGGGGCAAAAACACAGCUCGCGAGACGGGAGCAGCAACGGGCGGUGCCAGCCCUCCUUCCAGCAGCAGCCGUCGUCGCAGUGGGGCGCCGGAGGAGGGUAUUACGCCCAGGACCCGCGCGCCGGCUACUACGGCGCGCCGCCGCCACAACAAGGAGGAGGGUACGCCGCGCCGUACCCGGCCCCGGCGUACCAGCCCACCGCCGCCGCUUCUCCGGCGCCGCAGGCCGCGAAGCCGCGUCAGCUGGACCGGCGGUACUCGCGGAUUGCCGACGACUACCACUCGGUGGACCAGGUUACUGAUGCUCUAGCUCAAGCAGGACUUGAAUCAUCAAAUCUUAUUGUUGGCAUUGAUUUCACAAAGAGCAAUGAGUGGACAGGCAAAUUCUCUUUCCAUGGACGUAGUCUACAUCACAUUAGCAACACACCGAAUCCGUAUGAACAAGCCAUCUCGAUUAUUGGGCGAACACUAUCGAAAUUUGAUGAAGAUAAUUUGAUUCCAUGUUUUGGAUUUGGAGAUGCAUCAACACAUGAUCAAGACGUCUUCUGUUUCUCUCCUGACGAGAGACCUUGCAAUGGAUUCGAAGAAGCUCUCGAUCGUUAUCGGGAACUUGUACCAUGUUUGCGCUUAGCUGGACCAACAUCCUUUGCACCAAUUAUUGAGAUGGCUAUGACCAUUGUGGAGCAAAGUGGCGGGCAAUACCACGUCCUAUUGAUAAUUGCAGAUGGGCAGGUUACGAGGAGUGUAGAUACUGCAUCUGGACAGCUGAGUUCGCAAGAGCAAAAGACUGUUGAUGCCAUUGUGAAGGCCAGUGAAUUGCCUUUGUCCAUUGUGUUAGUAGGAGUUGGUGAUGGCCCCUGGGACAUGAUGAAGGAAUUUGAUGACAACAUUCCUGCUCGAGCUUUUGACAAUUUCCAAUUUGUAAAUUUCUCGGAGAUAAUGUCCAAGAACAUGGCACAAUCAAGGAAAGAGGCUGCAUUUGCUCUUUCAGCAUUGAUGGAGAUACCACAACAGUAUAAAGCAACCGUGGAAUUAGGAAUUUUAGGUCGCCGCUCUUUCAAGAAUCCUGACAGAGUUCCUCUGCCUCCCCCUACUGGAAGUUAUGAUGCUUAUUCCUAUUCAUCUAAAAGCUUUAGUAAACCAAACACCUACCCGCAGAGCUCUUCAUCCGCAUCACCCUAUCCUCACUAUGAAACUCCACAUACAGCCACCCCAGCUGCACCUUCAUCCACUUAUGACAACCAGGUCUGUCCUAUCUGCCUUGUGAACCCCAAAGACAUGGCGUUUGGCUGUGGACACCAGACUUGCUGUGACUGCGGACAGAGUCUCGAGUCGUGCCCAAUCUGUCGCACUCCCAUCACUACAAGGAUAAAGCUAUACUAG
This is a messenger RNA of Miscanthus lutarioriparius, 1383 nucleotides long. Lineage: Eukaryota; Viridiplantae; Streptophyta; Magnoliopsida; Poales; Poaceae. The record is from the annotation of a GenBank genome assembly.